AUGCAUCUUAAUCACAAAAUACCAUGGAACACAGCAGCCGCACACCUAAAUCUCAUAACAUGCAAUCCCCGAUUCACACCUCGACGUACCGACUUCUUCGCCCGCAAUAAGCCCACCGAGUCCUCAGACCUCAACCACUUCCGCCGGACCUUUACCAAAACAAUCCGCGAAUUCUCAUGUACUGAAGAAUCCAAACAACUUGACUCUGUUCCUUUGAACAACCUUCUCUCUGGUAAUCUGCUAUAUUACCCCGAAUAUCAGUUCGACCUCGGCCCGCACAGAACAAACUCAGCCCUGCAUAGCCCCCUAUCCACCAAGCAUCGAGACAUCCAAUACUGGAUCAACAGAGCUAGCUCUAGUGACGAUAAUUACCCCAUAAGCUACUCCAGCGCAGAUGGCGAUCUAGCUGACGCCGUCAAGAUGCUGAUAAUCAUAGCCGCAAGUGGGAAAAAGCAUGACUCAACGUCGAAGCAAAUAUCAAAAGAAGCUAUUUCUGUUCUGUUAACGCUUUCGCGCCAUCCUCAGAUCCCUUUGCAUACCCUUGCGGGUAUACACUGGGGCCAUGCGUUUGGGGUUGAGCUGGUUGCAGAGACAGCGUUGACAGUUUAUAUCAUGGUUAAUCUGAUGGAUGUGCUGCUCACAAAUAAACGGUUGGAAAAGAAUGAAGUAGCUUCAUUGUUGGAAACACAAACUUUCCAGUACUGGGCGCGACAUGCUCUUGCAGACUAUGAUUUUCCAAUACAGAAUGUCCCGCAUCGCAGGUUUUGGAAUUACUUUGGGGUUACGGAUAUGUGCGCUUCUCAGCAACAGUGUGAAGAGGUGGUUGGCGUGUCCGUGGAAGAUGGAGAUGUGACUGACCCGUUAAAGGGGGAGGGUGAAGAUGUUAGACUGGGUUUACAGGAGUACUUGAAAGCCUGUUUCGCUAUACUGUACAUAUAUGACAUGUUACUGCGGGAAUGGUACGGAGAGGAGGAAGCUGACGAGAAGUGGGGAUACUGGAUUGGCUGCCUCUUUGAGUCUUGGGGGUGCAAGCUAUAG
Aspergillus niger is the source of this 1038-nucleotide messenger RNA. RefSeq lists its product as hypothetical. Lineage: Eukaryota; Fungi; Ascomycota; Eurotiomycetes; Eurotiales; Aspergillaceae. The coding region runs from base 1 to 1038 and encodes 345 amino acids. The transcript has a single exon. The record is from RefSeq and is a predicted model, not a curated record.